UAUUCGGGGUUGGCGAGCGUGUGCUACUGUAUGCUGUAUGGCAAGUAUAUCACGACCGAGGUGGAUGCAAGCGGCAGGCAAAAGAUCUCGACGCCCUUGAAAAGGUACUGGCAGACCGAAUUAUGGACUACACUCUUUGACAUGCUGCUGAACCCGACGUUGAUCCGGGAAGGAGAACUGCCGAUCACGCCCGAGUUAGCAGAUUUGAGAGUCAAGUUUGAGGAUUGGCUAGAGGAGAAUUGUCAAAAGAGUGGCAAGAGUCUGAGGUCCAUGUUGAAGAAGAUUGAGCUGCAGGCGAUCACCAGUAGGCGUGUUUGAUAUCUGCUUUGUAUGAAUACCUUGGAGAAAAAAGACAGUCGCGCGAUUUUUGUCUUUUCUAUCACCCACCAUGCAGGAUGAGUCGAGUCAAGUGCAGGUGAUCCAUGAGGGGCGACACGCUUCCAUCGUGCUCUGGAAAAGGUCUCCGGGUCAGUCGAUCAUUGUCAAGGCGUUUCAGCAGGAUUCAAUUCCACUGGAGAUUCUAGUGAUUCGGAAGCUGCCAAGGCAUCGGAACAUCAUCUACGAAAUCAAGGACGUCUUCACGCAAGACUUUGGCAUCUCCAUAGCGUUGCCUUGUCUUCCCGUGUCCCUGAAUGAUGUCCUCACCUCGCCGCUGGACGGACGGCCGGCAGUUCCCCAGGUCAUGGCUCAUCAGCUGUGUGCAGGACUCGCAUUUCUACAUACUCGCCGUGUCGCUCAUAGGGAUAUCAAACCGGAUAAUGUGAUGCUGGAUAGCGACGGGACAGUGGUCAUCAUUGACUUUGGGUCGGUGUGGACGGACAAUGAAAUGUUUCGGGGAACCUCUCCCCCUGAUAGGAUGGAUUAUCAAGUCGGCACGGGUCCCUAUCGUGCUCCAGAACUACUGUUUGGACCGACGAUAUACGAUCCAUUCGCGGUCGAUAGCUGGGCCUUGGGCUGUGUCAUUGGAGAAAUGCUCCUCGCCUCGGACAGCGGUAGAGCACCAGGCACCCUCUUUGAUGCAGCAUUUGGAGAUCUCGGCUUGGCCGGGUCCAUCUUUCGGCUCACGGGUACACCGACGGAGCAAACCUGGCCAGACUUUGGUUCGCUGCCUGACGCUGGCAAAUUUGCGUUUGACUAUCGCGAGGCUGUCCCUCUGCAUCGUCGCAUACACGCACAACCCGAGGCGAUAGAUCUCGUGUCCAAAUUGCUGCAACUCGACCCAUCAACACGCCUGUCUCCAGCUCAAGCAUUGGUUCAACCUUGGUGCUCCCUCCUGGCAUCGCCGCCAAACCUCUCUCGCUCAAGACCUGACGAUGCAUUUAUAGGAGCAGCAAGACUUGGUCAUUCUCCAAUACAAGAUCGUGCGAUGCAGCCAGAUGCCGCCGAAGGUCAUACAGACGAUCAAAUCGUUCGAGACAUGUCUCUGGACAGGCAUAGCGACGCUUCGCAUACGCCUCGCCAGUGAACGCCGCUUUCCCAUCAUCGACCUGUUCAGUCUCAAUUGGCCCCUUCUGAUGUGACAGCAAGUGCCGAUGCAGAUUCGAUAAAUGGGGGUAGGCGUACUCGCAAUGAGGACAUUUGUGACGUCGCUCAGCCUUGUGUACCGCUUGAACAUGCGUACUGAGAGCAAACGCCUACCAGUCAGCACAGGCCACGUCCGUGUACCUUACGGAUUUGAAAGUCUUCUCGCACCCGUCCU
Molecule: messenger RNA, 1699 nt
Organism: Kockovaella imperatae
Lineage: Eukaryota; Fungi; Basidiomycota; Tremellomycetes; Tremellales; Cuniculitremaceae
Product: kinase-like domain-containing protein
Exons: 6
Coding region: 389-1465 (358 amino acids)
Biological process (GO): protein phosphorylation
Cellular component (GO): nucleus
Molecular function (GO): ATP binding; cyclin-dependent protein serine/threonine kinase activity
Source: RefSeq, a predicted model, not a curated record